Messenger RNA from Pseudozyma hubeiensis SY62, 381 nucleotides. Its product is annotated as plasma membrane multidrug transporter. NCBI's taxonomy places the organism in Eukaryota, Fungi, Basidiomycota, Ustilaginomycetes, Ustilaginales, Ustilaginaceae. The transcript has a single exon. The record is from RefSeq and is a predicted model, not a curated record. Bases 1 to 381 code for a protein of 126 amino acids.
AUGGCAUCAGCGGAGUGCCCCAGAAAAGCGAAUGUUGGUGUUGUUGCUAUCGGAAAUGGUAAGAGUGAUGGAUGGUCCAAGCGGUGGACCGACGACAACCUUGAACUCAGCCAACGUUUUGACACUUGCGAAGGAUCGCAAGCCAGAUUUGGUUGGACCCUGGACUCUCGAAGCCAUUUUAUCGCCAAAUUAAUUGACCUUCUUUUUGAUGUCUUUUCCCGUCAAACCUUCGAGUACAAAUUGUUGCUACCAAAAACACUCUCCCGCAGUCCUAUGGUCGUUCACAGAUCAGCAUCACCGUGGUCGAGUCGAGACCAACUUUCCGAGUUCGAUGGCCAGUCGGUUGGCAGUCAUGCAAACAUGGUCGUGUGUCAUAUUUGA